This is a messenger RNA of Rhipicephalus sanguineus (brown dog tick), 1045 nucleotides long. Its product is annotated as ketimine reductase mu-crystallin. Gene Ontology annotation, cellular component: cytoplasm. Gene Ontology annotation, molecular function: hormone binding. Bases 91 to 1041 code for a protein of 316 amino acids. The transcript is spliced from 8 exons. Lineage: Eukaryota; Metazoa; Arthropoda; Arachnida; Ixodida; Ixodidae. The record is from RefSeq and is a predicted model, not a curated record.
GCUUCGCAACGCAGGGCCUGCGAGUUGCCGCGAUUAUCGGCGAGUGGGUGCCCGAAAGACAGCUGCAUCGCAAGCUUGAUCUUCGCCGUCAUGUUUCCCUGCGCCUACUUCGCAGCAAGCCAGAUUAAGCGAUGCCUGGAAAAGAGCAUUCCAGAGCUGGUGCGACUCCUGGAAGAUGGGUUCCGUAGCCUCGCCUUGGGUCCCGAUGGUGGCAUCGUCCAGCCUCAGAGACACAUCGUGCCUGCCAAGGGUCACAAUGGGGAGCUGCUGUCGAUGCCGGCUUACAUCGCUUCCGGCCAGUCACUGGCCACCAAGGUGAUCACCAACUACCCGAACAACAGGUGGCCCAUACCGAGCGUCCAAGGCGUCGUGCUCCUCUUCCAUGCCGACACAGGAGCCCUCAAGUGCAUAAUGGACGCCGAAGAGAUCACCGCCUACCGCACUGCUGCUGCGUCGGCCGUAGCCACCAAGUACCUCGCCAGCGAGAGCCCGAAGAUCCUCGCAGUUCUGGGCGCAGGGACGCAAGCGAAGAGUCACAUCCUCGUCAUGACUACAAUGUUUAGGUUUGAACAGGUGCGGAUAUGGAACCACCGCGAGUCGUCGGCCAUGUCCCUCGUGCAAGAACUCGCCGCCCUGGGCAUUUCGGUCCGCUACGAGGCUUCAGCCGAGGGAGCAGUGCGCGACUCUGACGUAGUGGUCACCGCCACCUCGUCUCCCAAGCCUGUCUUGGAGGCCGGCUGGCUCAAGAAGGGUGCCCACGUCAACGCGGUGGGCGCUCCGCAUCCCGACAGGCAAGAGCUGACUGUGGAGCUGAUGCGCCAGGCUGUAGUCUACGUGGACAGCACCGAAGGGGCACGCACAGAAUCCGGUGACGUCAUUAUUUCCGGGGCUCCUAUAUACGCGGAGAUUGGAGAGGUUGUGCUGGGGACGAAGGAGAACCGCCGAUCCGACACGACAGUCUUCAAAUCGCUGGGCAUGGCAAUGGAAGAUGUUCUGGCAGCCGACCUUGUCUACCGUCACUUAGCGGACGAUAAAAGCUGAAUGG